AUGGUUAUUAUAGGACGCGGCACCCCUGAGUUCGAAGGCAAAGACAUCAGGUAUGUUCCUUCACCAUCGAACGAAAGACAAGGGAAACGCGUCAAUCUCGCUGCGCAGGCCGCUUCCACGUCAAACGAGUACCAAAACGAUUCCAUUAAUAAUAACACCGUACAAGGCCAUCAAGGACAAAGGCCAGCCGUCCGAAGACGGAUACGGCGAAGAGCAAACUCCGCAUCCAACGACCCAGCUGAACAACUUACAGAAAUGUCUGUGAGAGGGCUAAACUUGUUCCGAUACGCAUCAGUCAAUGAAGGAGUAUACCAAUGCACUGAAUGUGCUAAGGAGAAUAUACAGAAAACAUUCAAAAACAAGUAUUCAUUCCAGAGACACGCCUUCCUCUACCACGAGGGCCAGCAGAGAAAGGUUUUUCCUUGCCCCGUUUGUUGUAAAGAAUUCUCUAGGCCUGACAAAAUGAAGAAUCACAUGAAAAUGACACAUGAAUGUUACGUCCCAAAAGAUUGCGUGUAUCCACCUAAUACCUACUUUAUAUUACCGGGUCUCGAAGGCCAGCUACCGCCUGGAAUUAAGCUGGAGACGGUUGGUUCUGGUUCUCCACAUGGCUCAAUACCGCAUUCUUCUCCUGACCCUGCUCAGGCGUAG
Pieris macdunnoughi is the source of this 651-nucleotide messenger RNA. The record is from the annotation of a GenBank genome assembly. Lineage: Eukaryota; Metazoa; Arthropoda; Insecta; Lepidoptera; Pieridae.